Gongylonema pulchrum is the source of this 528-nucleotide messenger RNA. NCBI's taxonomy places the organism in Eukaryota, Metazoa, Nematoda, Chromadorea, Rhabditida, Gongylonematidae. The record is from the annotation of a GenBank genome assembly.
AUGGAAGCUGUUUCGCCUUCUUCAAGACUGUUUGGAAAUCCUCCGGAGUCCCAGUUUCCAGCGAGUACUGGUCAUCCCGAUGCGCCGGUAUGGGCAGGUGGAGCUCGUCUUGACUCACCGAUAAUCGAGGAUAGAGAUCACAAUAUCCAGAAGUUGCUUACCGACGCGGCAAGUGAUGCUUUGGGAGGUAUGGGCAUACAGCGGGGCAUCGGGGUAGGCGCCACCGAAUCGGGUGUCACGGUGUCAGCGCGUCUUGUGGGUUCCGGAGGAGCAGCAGAGAUUUGUGAAAGGCCAGGUGAGGGUGACGGUAAUGCUGGCUGCUUGGAUGGCUUUAUCAGCGGGGCCGUGAUCGGAGAAAUUGGUCGAGCCUCUUCAUCGCCAAACGGCAAACGAAGCGAAUCGCUGAGGAAAUCCGGCCGACUGGAAAAAUCGUUCAUAAAAGAAGGGACGGAGCGCAACCAAAUAACGAAAAAAACAAGCUGGGACUGCGAGAGCUUGCUAAGCUCAAAGCAUGGACGGUGCGAAUAA